AUGCUGCUCCGACGUUUCCCUCGCUUCGACGUCGCCCCGCCUGGAGACUCCGCACACCUCUCCUCGUUGUGGAGUCGACCACACACCGCUGGACGACUCGCCUGCACGCCCAGCAGCUCGACCGCCGGCACAAGCUACAUACAGCCACGCCAGGAUGACUGCGAUGCGACGACACCGCCGGACGAGCGUCUCCUCCCGCUCGACCAACUUCAUCAAUUCCGGACGCCAACUCGUCACCACGGCCUCGCGUGGGCGUUUGAGCAGGCUUGCAGGGUCACCAACGGAGCUCUGAAUGCUGGCAAGGGGCAGGCGCAGCCUCAUAAGGGGGUGGUCGAGCGACACCAGCUUCCGACCUCGAUGCGCGGCACGGGCUGA
Molecule: messenger RNA, 375 nt
Organism: Rhodotorula toruloides NP11
Lineage: Eukaryota; Fungi; Basidiomycota; Microbotryomycetes; Sporidiobolales; Sporidiobolaceae
Exons: 1
Coding region: 1-375 (124 amino acids)
Source: RefSeq, a predicted model, not a curated record